AUGUCAGCCAUCAACUCCACCAACUCCACUGAUGAGACGAUAGUCAAAUUCACUGUCAGCACACAGUCGUUACUAUCCUCGCUGUUGAUCAACUCUCUAGUUGGACUGUUGCUCGUAAUGGUUUAUUCCGCACUUCGGCUAUAUGUCCGAUCUGUCUAUGAUCCUCGAAAGUCAGGCACUAAAAAGUCUCUUCGAAAUCCAUUCGCGUGGAUUGCGGAAGCUAUUUACGCUUCAGAUGUACAUAUAUACGAGAGAGCAGGGCUAGACGCGUUAGUCUUCUCGCGAUUCAAUUGGAUGGCGAUCGAACUAUUUACUGUCAUGUCAUUCUUCUCUAUUGUCAUACUGCUACCCAUUAAUGUCGUCGGCGGAUUGAAACUAGGAGGGAUCGAGGAAUUGAAUAUUGGGAACAUUAUAGACGAUCGCAGGUUGUGGGCACAUCUGGUCUUGACGAUAUUAUAUUCGCUCUUCUUGAUGUAUAGGCUAUCUCAAGGCAUGGAGUCGUUUGUCAAGCUGCGGCAUGCUUGGCUAAUCUCAAAAUCAAAAAAACCUGCAUCUGCAACCGUGCUCUUCCUCAACGUGCCGUCAGAGCUAUCCAGCGUGGCCAAGAUGUCGGCACUUUUUGAAGGUGUCUUGCCUAUACAGGAAGUCAUAUUUUCCAAAGACGUACUCACCUUGGAAAGUGAUAUAAAAAAACGAUCUUCGAUUCUACAUAAACUCGAAAAAGUAUUGGCAAGGUAUAUAAUUCGCACUGCCAAAGUAGGUGGAUCUCCCGCCAAGACAUAUACGCCACCUGUUGAAGCUGCUGCUUUAUGUGGACAAAUCAGAGAUCUGACAACACGAAUCACCAACUUGCAAGACCCUGAACGAACCAGUCACCCAGAUCUACCAGUAGCUUUUGUACGGUUUGAUUCUACGACUCACGCCCAAGUUGCUGCACAGCUCGUGCUGCACAGCGACUUAACUAAAAUGGCACCUGUAUAUGCUGGAGCUGACUUGCCACCCGAAGAGAUUGUUUGGUCAAAUUUAGCCACGCCUGGAUGGUCGAGAUUGUCUCGUAAAUAUAUAGCACAGGUGCUAUCGUUAACUAUUAUCCUCUUCUUCUCCAUCCCGUCCACGGCAAUAUCUGCCUUGGCAAAUAUAUCAGCUGUAAUACCGAGUGUACCUUGGUUGGCUUUCCUGCUUCAGAAUUCAUUGGCAGUCGGUGUCUUUCAAUCUUUAAUACCUCCCAUACUUCUUUCGUUGCUCCUUCUGCUAGCUCCUCUUGCAUUUACACUUCUUGCUCAAUUUGAAGGACAUGUAUCGAAAGUGGACAUUAGUAGAUCAGUAGCGGAUCGGUUCUUUGCUCUACUGAUUCUCAACGUCUUUUUGAUCAUCGGUUUGACUGGUGGUGUGAUACAGUCUGUUUCAUCAAUUAUCAACAAUCCAACAUCGGUGAUAGACACCCUCGCACAACGGGUGCCUAACAGCGCAAACUUUUUUCUGAGUUAUGUGUUGCUUCGAGGGUUCUUGGGCGGAGCUCUGGAGUUGAUACAGGCAUGGUCUCUGAUAGUAAAAUGGGUCGUGCCCCGGUUUUUUCAACAAACACCGAGGAUACUAUUAUCUAGGCGACAAACUAUUGUCCCCGACAUGAGUGUCAUGAUUCCUUUUACAUCUUUAGUAUUGUGCCUUGGAAUCAUAUUCAGUACUUUGGCUCCCAUUAUGCCUCUUGCUACGCUAGCCUAUUUUGGAGUCACUCAGGUUGUCUACAGAAAUAAUUUCUUGACCAUCUACAAGUCCCACGAUACUGGUGGAUUGCUGUACCCUCACGCUGUUAAACAGGUUUAUGUGGGAAUUAUAUUACAGCUGUUGACUACUCUUGGAAUAUUUAUCUUGAAACAGGCCUUUUAUCAAACCGUCAUAAUAAUAAUUGCUCUUAUCGCCAUCAUCGCAUGGGUACAUGAAAGUGGUCGAUAUGACAGAGUCUUUCCAUUCUUGCCACUAUCAACAAUACUCAACCGAAAACAAAAACAGACUGGAGGACUAAUUAACCUCACCACAAAUAGCCAACCUCCUUCCAUUAAUAAUACACCACGACCAUCGACAAACACCAUCCCAACAUUACGAGUUGUCCCGCCACCAGUACAAGAGGAAGAGAAUCACAAUAAUUUUAGGACAAUGGUUGGUUCCAACUUGGAUCGAUUGUCAAAGGCUUUAUAUCUAGAACGAAUACGAGUACGGUUUGGUCUGAACGCCGAACCAGUACAUGAUGACCUGGUGGUACCUUCAACUAGAACGUCGAUUAGUGAGCCAGCAGUACCGGAACAAGAUGCUGACUCGGUCCCACAAGAUGGUGAUUUGUCGUUGCCACGAGAAGAUAAAGAAGAAGCAGAUAUAUCUGCUCCCGCUACUGCACAAUCAUCUGCUGGUGAAACAUCAGGACCAAUGACAUAUCUAGCUGAUACACGUGGUGACUCUGAAGCUACACUGCAUGACCAGGAAAAACGAUUGCCUCGUGGUAGUCCCAAUAAGUUCGAUACUCUAUUGUCACAAAAGUCGAGACGUGUCGUAGAAAAGCACUGGGCUCAAUCAGCAUACCAAAACCCCGCAUUGAAGCAUAUUCCAGAAGCUGUUUGGCUGCCUGAAGAUGACCUGGGAUUGUCUCAUUAUCUCGCCACGACGUUAUCUCAAGAGUAUGGUAUAGAAUUUGUGGUUGGAGAUGGGUGUUGGGUCACGAAAGGGAGAUUUGGUGGGGCCUGGAUGCACAUGGACGCACGUCCUCGUGAAGAGGUUGUUGAGUUGGACGAUUUAAGAAGGAAUAAUACUGGGAAAAUGCCAGCGUGUCCAGAGUUCCCACAGUUUGUGAUAUUUACGACCAAGAGCUUUGCAAUGAAGAAGACAGAUUCACGUAAGAAGCUGGCAGCUGCCACUCGACCUCUAAUGUCACCAGAACAUGUACUAGCUUGGGCCAACAGCCUUGGAUUUGGAUGUGUUGCUUCGCAAACUGACGUCGAAGUCAAGAUUGAGCUCGAUCAAUCUUACAAUCAAGCUAUUCGGAGUAUAGAUCUUGAGGAAGACCUACCUGAGACAAUCACAACAUGGAAGCACCAGAUUGAAGCGAAACGCCAACGCCGAAUGGAACUCAUUGCUAAACGUGAUCGCUUGUUGGAUUCAGUGUCGGCUGCAAAGAAACGUGUUGAUACACUCAAGCAGGAAUGUCGGGCCGAGUCAAUGGGUAUUCAAGCUGGAGUGCAAAAUGUAGCAAGGCUUCGAGAGAGUUGGCUGGAUAAGAUGUCAAGAGUCGAGUUGCUUCAAGUGUCUCGACAAUCAGAGGUACAGCAAGCGGCUGUGUAUCAAAAGUAUUCUCAACUUAUACAAUCGCUGAAGGAUUCGAAUGUCAAAAGUGUGAGUGGAUUUGUCUUUGAAGAUACGUACCUACGAGUUUUCUCUAACGUAUUUCAUAAGCCCAAGAAUGAUGCACUCCUUUCAGAUUUCGACAAUUGUCUUUGUGAAGUCCAAGAUGCAAUAGGGACUAGUAAAGCUACAGAAAAACUCACCCAAGUUGUGAAUAUUGCAAAGAAGUUUCCAGCCGCCGAACUGCUGUCAACACUACAUGCCAAAAUGUUGACUGAUUCAACAAAACAUCUCAUACCAGCAACAACACCCUCACAGAAACGUUCUCUCGAAGAAUGGAAUCUGAUACAUGACGCUGCUCAACACCAUGUGAAUCGAUUUCAACAAGUCGAAAAGUUGAUUGCGGAAGCAAGUGAUUAUAAGACACGUUGCUCUGGAGCAGUCUCAGAGAUUGAGCGUCUGUUAAUGCAAAGAAUGUCGAAGGAUGAGACUAAUGAAGCCUUGUCACUCAUAAUUGCUAAAGUUGAGAGAGAUGCAAGUCAAGCCGCCCUUGACCAUGCAGUUGCGUUACUGAAUAUUGCAGUCCAUCAGCGUGAUGCAAGACAAGCUGAGUCAACCUUGAAGGGUUUGGAAGACGAAUCGUUGUACCUUGCUGCGAGACUGAAAUCCCUCAAAAGUGUUGUUACUGGUCUGUUGAAAUCGUCUCGACAACCUAUACUACAUGCAAUCUCAGAGAACGUUGAAUACGCUUCGUAUGGUGGCCGGCUCAGUGAUGACCUAGCGAGUGCGAUGAAAUCUUCGUCGGAAAGUUCCCUGGCAUUGUACAAGAGCAUACCUCAACAGGGUGUUGGUCAUCUUUUCAAGCCAUCAAGCUUGGGUUUGUUUCUUGUGUCUCGUGAGAGUCCCAUCAUUUCUGGCUCUCGGCGUCCUAUGGAGCAUAGAGUUACCGAAAUUCAAGAGCUCAAACGUAAAGAUCAUCACUUGAAUCAAGUCUUGGCACAAGAACUGGAACCUUCGUUGAAAUCUUGGAAGGACACUCUGGACUCCUUGUCCAACAAACUGUCGUUGCCGCGUUCAGAGACUUUUUUGCCGGAUUUCGUCAAUUUGCUGACAAACACAGUCGAAGGACAUGCAGUAGCUUGUCAAACACGCUACAUACCCGCAUUAAACACUGCAUUAGAAGAAUCGAGAGUAUGUCAGGAUAUCAUGAACAAGGAAAUUGUUGAUAUUCUCGCGGAAAGAGAGCUUGUACAUAAAAUUGUACUCUGA
Molecule: messenger RNA, 4599 nt
Organism: Synchytrium microbalum
Lineage: Eukaryota; Fungi; Chytridiomycota; Chytridiomycetes; Synchytriales; Synchytriaceae
Exons: 20
Coding region: 1-4599 (1532 amino acids)
Cellular component (GO): plasma membrane
Molecular function (GO): calcium-activated cation channel activity
Source: RefSeq, a predicted model, not a curated record